Dermatophagoides farinae (American house dust mite) is the source of this 881-nucleotide messenger RNA. Its product is annotated as putative nuclear transport factor 2. Gene Ontology annotation, biological process: nucleocytoplasmic transport. NCBI's taxonomy places the organism in Eukaryota, Metazoa, Arthropoda, Arachnida, Sarcoptiformes, Pyroglyphidae. The record is from RefSeq and is a predicted model, not a curated record.
UAUUCUAUUCGCGGCGAGUGCCUGUGAAACAUGUUGCCAUAAAUUUGCCUUUUACAUCGAGGUUUCAUCAAUAUCGAUAUUUCGCAUUUAUACAAAGCCACCAGAAAAACGACGACGACGAAUAUUAUUCUCUCCCAACGCAAACAAAUCAGAUCAACAUUCAAGAACAGAAAAAAAAACAAAUAAAAAUUUAAUUUUCGAUUUCAAAUAUUUUCGCUCAAAUUGAUUUCAAUAUUGAACAAAUAAUAAACAAAAUGGCGUUGAAUCCAAAUUAUGAACAAAUUGGUAAAACAUUUGUUCAACAAUAUUAUGCCAUUAUGGAUGAUAAUAAUCAACGUUUAAAUGUGGCCAAUUUUUAUUCGGAAACAAAUUCAUUAAUGACAUUUGAAGGUAGUCAACUGAUGGGUCGUGCAAAGAUAUUGGAAAAAUUUCAAAGUCUCACAUUUCAAAAGAUACAACAUUUAAUAACCGUUAUUGAUUCACAGCCAACAUUUGAUGGUGGUGUUUUGGUCACCGUAUUGGGACAGCUUAAAACUGACGAUGAUCCACCGCAUACAUUUAAUCAGACUUUUGUAUUGAAACCGAUGGGUGAUACAUUUUUUGUCGAACAUGAUAUAUUUCGUUUAGCACUUCAUGCUUAACAAAAACAACAUAAACCUAAUACGAACACCACAUUCACACCACAAACUUUUUUUCUCAUUCAUCAUUAACCUACUCGCCCCAUCAUCAUCAUCAUUAUUGUUUUCAAUAAUUUGAUUCGAUUUCAUCGAUCAUUCAUGGCAUUAGAGAGCUACAACAACACAACUUCCACACACACACACACUUACACACGUCUAAAAUUGAUUGAUUUUUAAAUUUUUGAUAAAAAAAAAUGAAACCAU